AUGCGUUUCUCAACCGUCCUCCUCCUCAUCAGCACCGCCGCCGCAGCAACGCUGCCACUCAGUGUCCGGCAAGCCACCAAUGCGAACACCAAGUCAGCCAAGACGGGCCUGACAGACCAGGAGGCGCUCGACAUCUUCAACACGCUCGACACGGAGGACGAGAAUGCGCCGGGCUCCGUCAACGGCAACGGCCUGCGCAACCCCAUUGACGGCCUCAGCGCAGGCGAGACCACCGACGUCGUGCGCCAGGGCCUGGCCGAGUUCCGCGAGCAGAACGGCAUCGCCGAGAGCAGUGAUGAUGAGGCGGAUGACGCCCUUCCUGAGGGGGCUGAUGAUCAGGAGUAA
This is a messenger RNA of Diaporthe amygdali, 345 nucleotides long. RefSeq lists its product as uncharacterized. Lineage: Eukaryota; Fungi; Ascomycota; Sordariomycetes; Diaporthales; Diaporthaceae. Bases 1 to 345 code for a protein of 114 amino acids. The record is from RefSeq and is a predicted model, not a curated record. The transcript has a single exon.